Molecule: messenger RNA, 669 nt
Organism: Oncorhynchus kisutch (coho salmon)
Lineage: Eukaryota; Metazoa; Chordata; Actinopteri; Salmoniformes; Salmonidae
Exons: 3
Coding region: 32-640 (202 amino acids)
Source: RefSeq, a predicted model, not a curated record
CAAGUCUACCAGGAGUAGAGCAACCUCAGUGAUGGAAACUACAGAAGAGGGGAAGCUCAACAAUGUGGAACAUCUGACACUUAUGGACUUCCUUCAAAACCUAACUGAGAAGCAAUGGAGGGGGAUUCGUGAGGGCAUGUUUGACCCGCUGACAAAACAACAGCUUGCCGGCUUGUGUCUGAGGAUUGUCCAGUUUUUAUCGGACAAGCUGAUGCAGAUCAUCAUCCCAGGUCUUUACGAACUACUGGGCAUCCAAGAUGCUGCCUCCUCUCCAUUGUCACAGAGAUCUCUCACAGCGUCACUCACCAGUCUGUUAGACGAUAAGACUAACACCAAGACCCGCGUGAGAUUUACUGAGGCUGGUGUACCUAAGAGGCCAGGCAGUCGAAAGUCUUACAAUAGCUUUCGCAUCCCGACUCCCUACCCUUCCUCCAACUGUAUGGAGCAGGAAGAGGAAGAAGAGCAGGAAUCACAACUUAAGUUCAAGGAGAUUUACCUGACUAAGGGCAGUGGAAGCUACCUGCCCAAUGGGGCCAUGAGGUAUGUUCUUAAAGGGAAAUUUAACAACUUCAUAUUCAUCUCCAGCAUCACCAUAUGUGAAAAUUACACAUUUCCAUGCUUUGUAGUAAACAAAAUAUAGAGGGACGUAACUGUUUCCAAUAGUGCUGA